GGCAACCUGCUUGGCAACCAGGAAUCAGUUAGGCUUGAGGCCCUGAGCCCCAACUGUCAGGAGGGGCCUGAGGCUGAGGUGGAGGCCAGGAUUUGGGGGCUGUGGGUGGUUUCUCAGACAGGAGUCCUCCGCCGGUGCGGGAUGUCUUUGCCUAAAUACUGCAGCCUGCCCACAACUCCGAAGGCUCCUGGCUGGGACCAUGCUGCUCCACCCCGGGACCUCUCCUUCGCCUGCCCCUUUGCCCUCCGCGCGCCCUGGCUCACCAGGCACCACCCCCUCACAAGGUGUGCCUCUUAUCACCCGUGUCUCCACUGUGCUGACCCAGCAUGGCUGGGGCCUGGCUGGCCGGGCAGAGAGGGAGAUGCUGCUGACACAAGGGUCCUGGCAAGAUGGGAACCAGAUGGCUUCUAUUACCCAGCUCAGAUAAAGGCCUCUCCAGAGUUGGAGAGGCAGGGGACCCUGCUUGUGGAAUAUGAGGGUCCCCUAGGCCCGAAGCUGCCGGCCCAGCAGCAGAGUGUGGUCUUAGAAGAAGAUGUCAUUGGGCUCUCACCAUCUGUAGGGUAUGCACUAUACCUAGGGGACAAGGUGCUAGCACCCUGGGAGCCAGACCAGCAGCGAUAUGGCCCUGGAACUGUUGCCUGGGGCUUGGAGACGAGAGACUCCCAGAGAGCAUCAAAGAAAGAAGAAAUCACUGUUCACUUCUGGAAUGGCAAAACAGCUAAAGUACCUCUAGGUGAAGUCUGGUGGGUGCCCCUUGCUGUCUGGAAGAGGGCUGUGGAGAGGCUACCCAAGACUUUCACGGGGGAGCACCCCAGGCCCCGCCACAGGGCCCCUUGCUGCUCUCUGCUGGGGUCAGCCACCGGAUGCAUUGCCAGUGGGCUUCCUCUGGGCACUCCGUUUCUGUGUGCACCUUGCCACCCCCACACCUGCUGUCAGCUGCUAAGCCAGGGCUGCCUGUGCUGCUGCCCCUUGGCUGGCCCCACCUGGUGGCCUUCAGCCCAGACCUCACAGGUCACAGCUGGAGAACUUCCAAAGUCAAAGCUGAGUCCCACAGCACAGCUUUUGCCACCGGAGGGCCCCAAGGAAGAGGAAGUAGCAGUGCCUGCUUCCGUGGCUCUUCCCUCCUUCUCCUCCUCUUCUUCCCCCUCCUCCUCCUCUGAAGAAGAAGAUGCUGUGGAGAAUGAUCUGCAAAUGGGCCUCCCCCAGAGACUGAUGGUGAACAGUGCAGUCAACACAGACCCCAUCCUUCUAGAGGACUCUCCUAGGCAGAGGGGUCUCUGCCAGCCGGAGUGGAGGUAUUGGAGGAGAAAUGGGCCUGAGCCGCACCCUAGGAAGCCAGGAAUAAGACGUUGCAACAUCUGGAAAGAAGAGAGAGAGAACAAACAAGAGAGAGUACAAAUUGUGGGAGUGAGGAUUCCCAAGGAGCUGGCCCUGAAGGCCACCAACACAAAGCCACCACGGACCCUGCCAGAGGAAGCUGAACACAGAAAAUUCAAUCUGGGUAUUGUGACACAUCAGAGAGACAAGAAUUCCCCUAGACUGAAGUCCUGAGGAUGUAGGUAAAGCUAAAUGCCUGGGAAGGGGCUGCUUACGUAUUCCUUCCAUAGUUCCUAUGCCUUUUUGGGUCACAUUCUCUUUGAGAAUGGCCCCAGGCCCCCAGAAAAAUACACAAUUUUUCGUAUAAUUUCAGAAGGCUUACAGAGCCCAUGAAGUUCAUAAUAGGCUUCUUGGGAGUGGAAGGAUCCCCAUUCAAAUGACCUUCUGCCCUGUGAUUUAGGGCAUGGGUCCGCUUUGCCCUUUGAACAUAGGAGUCUAUUCCUAAGAAUGUUAAUAUAACUCUACUUAAAACUUUGUUUUCCUCAUUUAAAAUACUGGCACUUUUCCUGAACACAGAAUUAUUACCCUCAAUAUGAGAUGAAUCACCAGGCAACUAAACUGGGAGAUGUAACUGUAUGGGUGGUGUGGUAGUUAAAAGACAUUUGGGAGGGCCUUGGUGUGUGUCACACUUUAUGGGGGCAAGACAUGAUUGCAAGAGGGACUUUGCCUAACGAUUGCAAUCAGUGUCACCUGGCUUAUUGUACCCUCAAUGAAUCCCCAACAAUAAAAAAAAAAAGACAUUUGGGAUAUACCAAUGACUUUUUAAAAUCAGUGGCUUUUAUUUAUUCUUUUUGAGAUGGGGUCUCACUCUGUUACCCGGGAUUGAGUGCAGUGUCGCCAUCAUAGUUCACUGCAAACUCAAACUCCUGGGCUCAAGUGAUCUUCUUGCAUAAGCCUCCCAAGUAAUUGUGUUUACUGGUGUUCACCACCCAUGCACAGCUAAUUUUUCUUUUUGUAGAGUGAGAGUCUCACUCUUGAACAUACUGUCUUGAACUCCUGGCCUCAAGUGAUCCUCCCACCUUGGCCUUCCAAAGUGCUAAUAUUACAAGCCUGAGCCAACACACCUGGCCUUAAAAUUAGUGACUUUUAAUCCUUAAAAUUACAGUCAGCAUAAGACAAUUUUUUUAAAUCUUAUAGGAAAUUAAAGACUAAUGAUAGAUUUACAAAGAGCGGCUGACAAGGCCUUCUUCAAUGGAAAGAGGCGCGUCCAAGCCACAGGUGAUAGCAGCAUCUUCACUCCAGAAGAGUGCCUGCAGAAGAGUGCAGGAAGGCACCUGUCAUGAGGGGCACAGGAAUGUGGCAACCCUGGCCCUGGGUCCCCGCCACGCCCCUGGUGAGACUGCUUUAGAAUGCCUCUUACACAGAAGCUAUAGGCUGUGGUCAGCCUAUUUUUGGGCAAAUGUGCCCACAGCCUCUCUCCCAUCUUUUCAUAAAGCUUACAGUUGUAUAUAAGCAACAUUUUGUUUGACCUCUUAAUAACAAUAAAAAUUAAUUCUCUGUUUCUAAAUUUUUCCCUUUAUUAUCAUUAUUAACAUUUACUUAGAAUGCAAGCA
Messenger RNA from Nycticebus coucang (slow loris), 2930 nucleotides. It is a transcript of the gene C14H11orf16, whose product is annotated as chromosome 14 C11orf16 homolog. The transcript is spliced from 6 exons. The record is from RefSeq and is a predicted model, not a curated record. Lineage: Eukaryota; Metazoa; Chordata; Mammalia; Primates; Lorisidae. The coding region runs from base 142 to 1551 and encodes 469 amino acids.